GCGUGUCUCCUUUUCCGGCGCAGGCGCAGAGGAAAGUGAAGCGAGGCCUCAGAGCUCUUCUGCGGCCGCGGACUUGUUUCGACCGUUCCCUUUUUCUGUCAGGAAGCAGGAGCCCGUUUAAACCUCCGCCAUGGCGAUGCAAGCGGCCAAACGCGCUAAUAUCCGUCUGCCUCCUGAAGUCAAUCGGAUUUUGUAUAUCAGAAACUUGCCAUAUAAAAUUACAGCUGAAGAAAUGUAUGACAUUUUUGGAAAAUAUGGACCUAUUCGACAAAUCAGAGUAGGAAACACCCCAGAAACCAGAGGAACGGCCUAUGUUGUCUAUGAAGAUAUUUUCGAUGCCAAAAAUGCUUGUGAUCAUCUGUCAGGGUUCAACGUAUGCAACAGAUAUCUUGUUGUCUUGUACUAUAAUGCAAACAGAGCAUUCCAAAAGAUGGAUACAAAGAAGAAAGAAGAACAGCUCAAACUUCUGAAGGAGAAAUACGGAAUAAACACAGACCCACCAAAAUGAAACUCUUAAGCUUAAUGAGCAACUGGCUUUUUUGAACACUUUAUACAAAUCCCAUUGGUUGCUUUAGAACAACGUGAAUAUCUCCAUAUGUGUAUACCUAAUUUGCAGCAUAUUUAGUUGUUAAAUUUAAUUCAUUUACCACUUGGUAAUCACAGGUUUGAAAAGCCUUGUCACUGCUGCAUAAUCACAGUGACCAGUAUGUUGAAAAUUAAGAAUUGUCAUAGUGUUUGAUACACUGCUGUUGAAAUAUUCCAGAGGCUUACAAAUAGCUUGGUACAUCCUUGAUUAUAUUUCUUUAACCAUUAUAUUCAAGAGAACAUGUAAAAUACAUUAGUGUUAAUAUUAUGUUUUGAUUUGUGUUCAUAAUUGUAUUUUUAUUUGUCUUCCCCACAUGGUGUGAUGUGGGGACCUGACAGAACUGUACACAAGUUGAUUGAAAAUGAGGUGUGGAAGUCGGGAAUUCUAUUAUCCUUAGCCAAAUGGAAGUACAAAAUUCAUCUUAAUAAUAGCAAAACCAAAUAAGGCUGCCACCUCACAACUUGCAAGGAGCUCUUGUUCCUAAAAAGAACCAGCAGCAUUAAGUUUUGCUGCAGUGACCCAGUUACUUGUUUUCCUCUUCUAUUCUAAUGCUACAUUAGAACCACAAGCUCCAAAGCUCUUCAUAUUAAAGCUCUUUUUAAAAAUGUGGGUAUGCUGGGAAGUUGAGUCUUUAUGAAGCAUCAAAUUCUGUGUUAAAGCAGAUGUAGUUUUUCAGUUCUGCUAAUAUAGUGCACUGCUUUUUAAAACAACAAUAUUAUUUUGGAGUAAAAUCCCAUAAUUUUUUUUAAAAACUAGGCAAUUGUUCUGUGUGUUACUCUAUUAAUAGAUAAAACGGUCUAUUUUUGUUAUUAAUUUUUUUGUACUUCAAAAAUGUUGCUAAAUGUAUUGUUGAAGGCUUUCAUGGCCAGAAUCACUGGGUUGCUGUGAAUUUUCCAGGCUGUAUGGCCAUUUUCCAGAAGCAUUAUCUCCUGACGCUUCACCCACAUCUAUGGCAAGCAUCCUCAGGUUGUGAGGUAUAUUGCAAACUAUGCAAGGGAGAUUUAUAUAUCUGGAAGGUCCAGGGUGUGAGAAAGAACUCUUGUAUGUUGGAGGCAAGUGUGAAUGUUGCAGUUAAUCACCUUGAUUAGCAUUUAAAGCUUGGCCAAUUCCUGCCUGGGGGGUAUCCUUUGUUGGGAGGUGUUAACUGGACUAGAUUGUUUCAAGUUUAGAAUUCCCAUUUUCAGAGUGUUGUUCUUUAUUUACAGUCCUGAUUUUAGAAUUUUUUAAUACUGGUAGCCAGAUUUUGUUCCUUUUCAUGGUUUCCUCCUUUUUUUUGAAAUUGUCCACAUGCUUGUGGAUUUCAGUGUCUUCUCUGUGUAGUCUGACAUAGUGGUUGUUAGUAGUCCAGCAUUUCUGGAUUAUAAAAAUACUAAAAUAUAUGGAAUGAAUUAAUAUUUUUGGCACAAUUGUUUCUUUCACUUACCACUUUUUGUGAGGUUUGUACAUCUCAGUUAUGCUGUUUGCAUAAACUCUAGUCGUGUCAUUAAAUGUUUUUUAUAAGA
This is a messenger RNA of Anolis carolinensis (green anole), 2088 nucleotides long. RefSeq names its product splicing factor 3b subunit 6 (gene sf3b6). Bases 131 to 508 code for a protein of 125 amino acids. NCBI's taxonomy places the organism in Eukaryota, Metazoa, Chordata, Lepidosauria, Squamata, Anolidae. Gene Ontology annotation, cellular component: nucleus; cytoplasm. The transcript has 4 exons. The record is from RefSeq and is a predicted model, not a curated record. Gene Ontology annotation, molecular function: mRNA binding.